Messenger RNA from Oncorhynchus gorbuscha (pink salmon), 708 nucleotides. Its product is annotated as transcription elongation regulator 1-like protein. Gene Ontology annotation, molecular function: RNA polymerase binding; transcription coregulator activity. Bases 31 to 708 code for a protein of 225 amino acids. The record is from RefSeq and is a predicted model, not a curated record. Gene Ontology annotation, cellular component: nucleus. The transcript is spliced from 6 exons. NCBI's taxonomy places the organism in Eukaryota, Metazoa, Chordata, Actinopteri, Salmoniformes, Salmonidae.
GCAGGAUCCAGUGCCACCUGGGAGGGUCUGAUGGGACCGAUGCUGCCAGCCCAGUUUGCCCGGAUGACAUCACUGUCAGCACCAGGUGUUGCUCUCAUGACCGGAGACUGGAGACCUCACUCAACAUCAGAUAAGCGGUUGUCCAGGAGAAGAGCGUCAUGCGCUACAACGUUGGUGCUGCAUACAUUGCAGGAAACAACCCAGGAGAAACACACAGAGCAGGAGAUGGUAGAGGUCCCCAUGGAGGAAGAGGACGUUGACCCUAAAGACAAGCGUCCUGUAGCUUCCACCCCUGUUCCCGGAUCUCCAUGGUGUGUGGUGUGGACGGGGGACGACAGAGUGUUUUUCUUCAACCCAACGAUACAGCUCUCUGUUUGGGAUCAGCCAGUAGAUCUGAAAGACCGUGGAGAGGAUCUCAACAGGAUUAUAGAAGAUCCUCCACAUAAACGCAAAAAGGAUUCUUUGUCCACAGAGGACGGUUCUAACUCUCCGUCUGCCGAUGACGACGAUGCUGAUGAUGAAGAUGAACAUUAUUCAAAAACCAAGAGGAACAAACUGGAGGAACCUGCGGAUGGUAAUGAGGACCUGAGAGAGAGGGCAGACGCAGAGACAUGUGACUCUCCCCCCCAUCGGACGGUUCUACCCUUAGGGCUCCGCAUCACACACUUCAGGGACAUGCUCCUUGAAAGAGGGGUAAAGGCAUAUUGA